CUCCCGGUGCUCUAGAUAAAGCACCCCGAUUGAGAACGGCCGCUAUCGAGCGACCUCCGGAGGGCCCCGGCGGUUUGGGGGCGCCGUGUGCUCCGAGCCACCUGGUCUUCCCGUCUAUUUGCAUAACCGAGACGACUCACUCCCACCGCCCCCCCCCCCGCCCCUGCGCCCGCGCUCUUUCCCCUCCUUUCCCGGUCCCCUCAUCCCGAGCCCGGCUCCCCCCGACCGCAGACCCUCCUUCCGGGACUCCCGCUGGCCGGCGGCCGCCGGGCGCGCAGUCGGGAGGGACCCGCGGGCGGGAGUCUGGGCCGGGCCGGCCGGGCUGGGGAGGACGCCCGGGGCACUGCCCGGCGCUAACAAAGGGAACCCGCUGCCCCGGCUCCGGCGCGCGGCGGGCGGAGCAGACGCGGCGUCGGCGGCCGAGGAGGCAGACUCUGCCAUUAUUUCAACGUGGCGUUUCUUCAAAGGACAGUUCUGCUUGCCACCGAGGACCGUCCCUUUCAGUUGCCUCAUGUACCAAGAGUCCAGCCACAAACCUUAAAAGGAAGUUAAAAAAAAUGGCUGGGUAGAAGCUCUGCAGUGAGCUGCGAAGGCAGCUGCCCAAGCAGAAGCAGUCCCUGAGCCCGGCUGAAACGAACUGGCCUCCCCGAGCCUGCUCAAGCCUUACGGCUGGGUCUCUCUGUCCCAGCACGGAGAUGGUGUUUAAUCAUCCGCAGACAAAUGAGCCUUGGCCUCCAGACCCAAUAAAACCAACAUCCUUUCUCCUGGAGAAUAGGGCCACUUCCUGAAGUCCUGGAGGACCUGAAGCCAGAAGCAGGCGUGUCUUCCUGCUCAGAACAGUGUCUCUCUCGAACACGUCAUUCAUUAUGAUUCACACCAACGUGAAGAAAAAGUUCAGCUGCAUUGUACUGGUCUGUCUCUUAUUUGCGAUCAUCUGUGUGUGGAAGGAGAAGAAGAAAGGGGGUGACGAUGAGUCCCUUCAUUUGAACUCCAAGGGAUUCCGGAUCUUGGAGGAUCUGAAGAAGCUGACCGUGGGGUCUAUUUCCCAAUCUGCAUCUUCAGGCAGCAUUCAAGACCCGCUCAGGGAAAACCAAGACCUCAGCAGGCUCAGGGGGUCAUCAAAUGCCAAGAUACAGACCUCCCACCUGGUGUGGAACAAGGACAGUUCUUCCAGAAACCUCGUCCCUCGGCUGCAGAAGAUCUGGAAGAAUUACAUGAAAAUGAAUAAGUACAAAGUGUCCUACAAGGGGCCUGGGCCAGGUGUCAAGUUCAGUGCCGAAGCCCUGAGCUGCCACCUUCGGAACCGAGUGAACGUUUCCAUGGUAGAACCCUCAGAUUUUCCCUUCAACACCUCUGAAUGGGAGGGUUACCUCCCCAAGGAGAACAUUAGGACCAAGACUGGGCUCUGGGGCCGGUGUGCUGUUGUUUCAUCAGCAGGAUCUCUGAAGUCCUCCCAGCUGGGCCAAGAAAUAGACGAUCAUGAUGCUGUCCUGAGGUUUAAUGCAGCACCCACGGUCAACUUCCAGCGUGAUGUGGGAUCGAAAACCACCAUUCGCCUGAUGAACUCUCAGUUGGUCACCACAGAGCGGCGCUUCCUCAAGGACAGUCUGUACAAUGAAGGAAUCCUGGUUGUGUGGGACCCCUCUGUGUACCACUCAGAUAUCCCAAAGUGGUACAAGAAUCCCGACUAUGGCUUCUUUGAGAACUACAAGAGCUACAGGAAGCUGCAUCCCAAUCAGCCCUUUUAUAUCCUCAAGCCCCAGAUGCCUUGGGAGCUGUGGGACAUCCUUCAGGAAAUGGCCCCUGAAGAGAUUCAACCCAACCCACCCUCCUCCGGCAUGCUUGGUAUCAUCCUCAUGAUGACGCUGUGUGACCAAGUGGAUAUUUACGAGUUCCUCCCAUCCAAGCGCAAGACGGACGUGUGCUACUACUACCAGAAGUUCUUCGACAGCGCCUGCACCAUGGGCGCCUACCACCCGCUCCUCUAUGAGAAGAACCUGGUGAAGUUCCUUAACCUGGGCACCGACGAGGACAUUUACCUGCUUGGAAAAGCCACACUGCCCGGCUUCCGGAGUAUUCGCUGCUGAAGGCGGCCUCCUAGGCUAGGAAUCUUCUCACUGCCCCGUGGGGCAUUUGACAGCUGUUCUCUUGGCCACCCUGGGCCUGGGACAACCCGGCUCCUAGACAGUCCCAGUGUGCAUCUUGUGCUCUAGGCCUCAUCGGUCUGCAGCCACCGGCUGUAUAAGCUCCAAAUCCCCAGCACACAGCUACACCCACUACACUGCUCGUCCGCAGGCACGGUCCUUCCUUCCAUGUAAACGGAUGCAAGAUCUACCUUUCUCGUCAGGGCUGCCAGUGCGGGGCUGUUUCCCCAAUGAUCUUAUCCUUGCCAUCCCGUGCUCUGCAGUGCUUGAAAUCCAGGAGAGACGGGUUCCGCUUCUUCAAGACAUGCUCCCAAGCUGUGAUUUUUAUGUGUGGGGGCCAGUAAUGGGCACAGAAGGUAGGAAAUGUCUCGUUUCUCCAGAACGAAGUUGUCUUCUGAGUCCAUGCUUCUGGCAGAGGCAGCGUUGCAGUCACUGGCUGAUUUGGCAGGUCCUCAGCCCAGGUGCUGAUGAGGGAAGGCUCAAGGCCCCCCAUCCCCAGGGACGUGAGGUACAGAAAGUUCCAUCUCCAUCCACAGGAGGCUAAGAAUGGAGAGAGAGAGAGAGAUGAGCAGGGCAGCUCCAGUGUACGCCUUGCCCAGAAGCCUGCAGAGAGCAAAUAUCAUGAAGUCCUCGAACCUUCCCACUGAUGACAAACAUUACUGGCUCUAUUUGGAGCCGAGACAUUAACCUCAGAGCAUCUGAAACAUGCCUAGAUAGCCAGAUAUGUGUUUUGUUUUCUGCCUCUCUCCUACCCCAUUUUUUUUUCUUUUAUGGGUCACCCCUGGCAGUGCUUGAGGCUGCUCCCGAUUCUGUGGUCAGGGGUGGCUUCCGGUGGUGUGCAGGGUGUCAAACCCAGACCUCCUGCAUGCAGAGCACAUUCUCAGCCUGUUGAGUUGUCUUUCUGGCCCUCUUUCAGCCUCUCUUAUCCAAACUUCCUCUCUCACCGAUCUCAAUUCACAGGCUUCCAUUUUUUGGGGGGUACACCCCAGACCCACAUCUGAGCAGCACAUGCAGCCCCACUGCAGGUGCCAGGAAAGCCAACACCCUGACUUUCCCAAGCCUGGCAUGGCCCGACCCUGUCAUGCCUGUGAGGCAUCCUUCUGCCUGGUUCCAACUCUUUUGAAUGGCUGGCCCCUGUCGCCAUCUGCCUCCCUCCCCUGUCACGCCCUAAAGACUGUCCUCGCAUCUCCUCCUCACGGCUUUCAGCACUUCCCACUCUCGAGGUCCCCUGACCUAAUUCUCUCUCAGCACUUCCCACUCUCAAGGUCCCCUGACCUAAUUCUCUCGAUCUUCCCAGGCCUUCUGUGGAAGGCGUCUCAGGGAGUGGGGACGUGUCUCCCUAGAGCUUGAAGUGUCUCUCAGAGGACAGAACCUCGGAGCCCCGAUUGAUUCUCACAGCAGGACGCCCUCCACCUCCUUCAGCAAAUGGCAACAUCAGAGUCUUGAAGCAGAGCCCCGCCCGCUGGACCUGCUCCCUGGAUGCUUCAAAUCGCCUCCCCGAGUGGAGGACCCCACUGGACCGAUCCAGCCCCUGUGUAGCCUGGCACAGGGUCACAGAGCAAUACGGUAGCGCUGGGUUUCUGAACUCUUGGGAGCUGCUCCUGUGGACUCAAAGCCUCAGGUACGAGCUCUCCACCCGCUCCCCCAGGAGCAGGACCGUUCAUCUCUGGCCAACACUCAAAGAACUUCUAAAGGCACAGCACAGCCCCGGGGUGUCAGAUCUCUGCUUCCCUGUUGGCUAGCUGUGCCUGCAUGGGAAGAUUCUCCUCUCUGAUCCUCUGUUUCCACAUCUGUAAAAUGGGGAGUGAUGAGCCUGCCGUGGGCUGGCUGUCAUGAGGGAUGCAUGCAACCCUGUCCUGGAUCAAUAACUGGCAUGCAGGAGAUUUGCAACCACGGCGGGUUUCCUUCCUUUAUGACUGGCCUACUCCUGUGGCCAGACCCAAGCAGCAUCUUGCUCUGAGGGACGCCAGAGCAUAGGGCCGUGUCCUUGUAGAGUUCAACGUCCUGUCAGGAGAGAACUUGGCUUAGAACAUCGUGGACACCAACAAAAGCAGUGGAGUUGCAGAAACAAGCCCGGAUCCUUCCCUGCCUGUAGCUUAGACUGAACUCUGCUUGGGAACGGGCAGGGCGCAGGGAUCCCUCCCUGCCAGGUGGUACAAGUCAUUUUCACCUUUCUAUUCCCCUGAGUUCCUGGCUUGUGUGACAUUGCACACACUCAUUGCAGUUUUGGAAUCGAGAGGACGUAGAAGAUGGCCAUCCAUCAGCAAGAGGGGCAUGUGGAGGUGGACACCAGGUUAACACUGGGUAGAUGCUAGCUUUUAAUCAUUAGAGAAGGGAUCAAAUUAAUUUAAGUACAUUUCUGAUGUCUACCGAACUCUUAAUUCUGUGCUUUAUAUGUACGGACUGUCUGGGAACAUGCAAAUAAGAUAUAGGUAUUAGGUGACAUAAUUUAAAAAUCAUGACUGAGUGCUGCACUCGGGUCCCUCUCUCUUUGGCCCUGUCUUCAGUAGUCAUUCAUGCUGUGUCAUGGAUUCCUCAAAAUGUGCCACCAAUCAAGUACGCUGUUUUGAGUAUGGUUUGGAGUUGAGAUAUCCACCUCAGAAAUUUCCAAAGGUUAUAUAACAUUUUAAAAUAAAUGUUUUUUUU
Messenger RNA from Sorex araneus (European shrew), 4790 nucleotides. It is a transcript of the gene ST6GAL1, whose product is annotated as ST6 beta-galactoside alpha-2,6-sialyltransferase 1. Gene Ontology annotation, molecular function: sialyltransferase activity. The coding region runs from base 867 to 2087 and encodes 406 amino acids. The record is from RefSeq and is a predicted model, not a curated record. Lineage: Eukaryota; Metazoa; Chordata; Mammalia; Eulipotyphla; Soricidae. The transcript has 9 exons.